UGUACACACAUUUACUAUAUGUCUGUGAUUUUGUGAAAACAUUUACACUAACAAAUACUUGGGGAAAAAAACAGAAACACAGAAUCUUUAUUCUCCUUUAUGAUAAAAUAUUUACUGUUUUAGUGCCGUUUUAUGGUUUUCGUCCAGUUAAUUUCGAAUCUUGCGCAUGGUUUUUUAAAAUUGUUUUUAUUUUGUAUGUUUUUGCUUCUUUUUUUUUUUUUAAAUUGUGUCUUAGAAUGUAAAUGUAGGAUAAAGUAUGUGUAAUAAGGGGGGGGCAGAAGAAGAAGAAGAAGAAGAAGGAAAAACCAAGAUUCACCCAAUGUAUUUCCGGGUGUGUUAACGAAUAACUUCCUGUGUCAUACAAUUGUCUCAAACAAUUUGGCGGUUUGUAGGAAGUCGUUAACGAAACAAAUUCUUUAGUUAAGUCAGCUGUUGUAAGAAAUCAAGUUUUACUUCACCGACUCGUUUAACUAAAUUAUUAAUGUUGUUCAGCGGUUCAAUAUCUCUCUGUUUUCUCCUUUUAUCCGUUGCUUUUAUUGAGGAGUGUCAGUAUGCUAUGUAGGGCGUUGUGCCCCGCGGUUAGCUAACUGUGUGUCGUGUGUUAGCUCCGCUCCCUGACUGCACUCAGCUGAGCUCGGAUUCCUUCACACGACUAGCGGGCAGCUGUUUAACUGCCCAGAGGAUUUAUACGUUAAGAAUGAUGUGUAAUGUUCAGGAUGCCGGUGGUAAAUAUUUAUGGUGGUGUCUUCAGAGUCUUGAGUUCCAUCUCGAUGUGGCUGCCAGCACGAAAGGAAAAACAAACAUGAAGCAUCUCAAUCUGGGGAUGAACAUGUUUGAUAAACCAAAUAAGGAGGCCGCCUACCUUGUGGUCCAUUUCUUGUUUAAGAAGCUGAACCCUUCACGUGUGCAGGAUGUCUUUAGACAUUGCUGGCCAGUUUUGGAUCACAAGGCAGAUGCUGAAUUUCGUAAGGUGACAUUUGGAUGGCUCCAGGAAAUAGUGAACGAGAAAGGGAGCAAUUUUCCCAAGGUGGUUGCAUCACAUUUACACUCUUCUUCUGGACCAAGAUUCAUCAAUCUUAUGCUUCACUUAGCUAAAUAUGUCAUGCUAAAAAUUAUGAGGACUUCAAGCACAGAUGGCACAUGGGUUCCAGAGGCUGCAGCUGUUCCUGCAAGUUCUCAAGAGUUGGAGAUGAAGCGAUUUCAGAUGGUGAAGAGACGCUUCCAGAGAGUGUCCGUGAAGCAAGACGCUUUCAUUCAGGAAUAUCAGAAGAGAGCUAGACAUUUGGAGAAGUCUUUGAAGGACCACAAGGCAGAAGAUGUCAAGUAUGAUGAUUUGCUCAAGAAAUAUGAGAACAAGACCAACUUGGAAAAAGACCUUCUGGAAAAGAUUCACAAGGUUCAAAGCAUGUGGGCUGAGAUUGACGAAUCUUUGUCCAGGCUAGAAGGAGAGCGGAGUGUGUUGGCCAGUGUGAUCGAGGGCAAGGUUGAUCAGUAUGUGUUGGAUGGAAAGGAUAUUAGUGUGAAGAUUCCUGCAGUUCUUCUGGAGAGAAUGGAGAGGUUAUCACCUCAGACCAGUCCUGGUAGUUUGUAUGAGGGAGGUCUGCCAGUCAUCCUGCGUUUGUUUGAGCUUCUGAAUGUGGGAUUAAGACUCCUGAACGAAGAGCGAGCCAAGCUUUCAGGUCUGACGUCACAGCUCAGCCACCAACCUCUCCAGGAACAAGCUUUGCUCAUGAAUCGUUCAAAGGAGAUGCUGAAAAACAUGAGGCGCAAGUUGACCAAGGAGGAUAUACCACAGAUUAAGAGUAACAUAAAGAAGCUGGAGUUGGACUGGGAGACAAAGUGGGCUGAAUGUUUGAGUCACACUCCCUUGAUCUCUUUCCUCAAUGAUGAUCCUGUCUUAGACUUCCUUUCUCCAAUGCCUCCACUAUCCUUCGAAGCAGCUUCUGAAGUUAGCUUCAAGGCUAGUAUCUUCUCACACUAUCCAGCUAAACUUUCUGAACUAGCAGGACAGACUCCUAAAGAUGAACAUUGUAAUGUUGAGCAAGAAGUCAAAACAGAUGGUGAUUUCUUAAGCAGCUCUCUUCCAAUAGAGGACAAAACAGAAGACACACUUUUUUCCAGUUGCUUUGCUUCACCAAGGCCAGUGACUCCAUGUGGUGUUCAUCGUUUAACUCCUGCUUGUGUUAAGAUGCCAUCAGUUGCUCCUACACCCAGCCCUUUUCAGGCGAGCAAGAGCAGACCCUUGCCUUCACAAACGAAGACGUCUGCUGUGAGGCCAAAGGCUCAGAUUCUGGAUUUGGAAUAUGAGAAUCUAGCAAGUCAGUUUGCUGACGCUGUGACCAUGAGUCCAGUGGAUGGAGGAAGAAGAAGCGGUAUGGAGCUGGAGCAGUUGCUCAAUACAUUAUCAGACCCCUUUACAGCAAAGAAACAGCUCCCUCGCACACCAGAAAGCUUGAUUAUGGAUGUCAGAACAUCAUGGAGAAAAGCAGUGGAAGAAGGGAAGGUUGAGAAAAAGCAUGAGAAAUGUAAUGAUAGCCUAACGCCAAUUUUUGAGAUUAAAGAAAGAAGCCCCAAUCCAGAAACCUUUUCCUUGAGAGAUUCUUCAAUACUGAUGGCUAACCCUCUCCCAUGUAGUCCCCUUCCACCCCAGCAGGGGACCUCUCAGCACUCUACUCUUGCCUGGGACAUGUCGCAUCUGGAGGCUCUAAGCCAAACCUCCAGCAACAUCAUCCACUUCAGCAUUGAUCAUGAGACAUUUCCAGAUCCAGAGAAUGACACUUCAUUCAACUGCAGUGAUUGCUCACAGGUGGUGGAAGAACUUCUUCUCCCCCCAGUUACAGCAUGCUCUCCUGCAGUAGAAACUACACACCAAAUGGUUCGAAGACAUCUGAAUGAGUCCCCUUUUAUGGGGAGGUUCAAGGACACACACGCUGACUUCAUGCCAUCAGCAUUAAGGACAAGUCCAGGGUUGGGUAGUUGUAGUGGGGAGAAGGUAUUUUCUCUGGACUUGGACCAAUUGGAGAGUUUCUCCUCUCCUCUACGAGAGGAGCUUACCCUACCCAAUCUUAUAGCAUUCUCACCUAUGGAUGAGCUCUAAUCAGAGUCUGGUGUCUUAAUUCAUAGUACAAACAGUUCAGGGAACAACUACUGUUUUUCACCUUUCUGUGUUACAGUGCCACUAUUGACAGACUGGUUGUGGGGAACUCUGGAAGUUGAAAUCUGGAGAAACUUUUACUCUCUAACCUUGCAGCUUUUCUCUUUUUAAAGUAGCUCUGUUCAGUCCUAACAACAAUGUGUUUAUUUCAACACCUGGUUUGUCUUAAUCAAAAUCCAAGAUUUGUACUAAUAUUUUUUUUUUUUUAAAUGUUCAUUGUUAUGAAUGACGUGAGCAAUUCUAAGAGAAGAUUGGACAGGUUUAAGAACGGCCAAUAUGAAUUUAGGCUAAUGCAACGAGAAUGACUUAAGCAGUUUCUCAAUUGUAAUAAAGUAUCUUUGUGCACUGUUGAUUGAGUUUUUUUGUGUCUUAAUUAUACCAGAGUGUAAAUUUCCAUAAACAAGCUCAAUCUGUACACUCUGAAGAGUGUAGCGGAAUACAUUCAUUGUCCUGCUUUUUCAUGAUGGGGGUCAGUCCAGACUUUGCUAUUGCCAGCCAUAGAUUGCAGCUCCUCCUGGGACAUCUGCAGAUAUUGCCAAGCCACCGCUGAGAUACAGGGUGCUUCUCAAUAUUCAAAUUGAUGCUUCCUCGCUCCUCUGUCCUCCAGCCCAUGACCUAGAAAUUGAUCGGUCAACCAUCUUGAAGUACAUAGCAAUUCUCUAUUUGCUCCGUGAGGAAGCUUCCAGCAGCGCUAGGAGUGAGGAUACACAGGUGUAUCCUAUGCGGAAGUGCUUCUUGUCAAAAACUGAUGCAUGUAUAAAUUCCCCUCCUCCUUUACAUCUACAAUCUUGAACAAAAAGUCCUGUGAUGAUGUGAUGGAAUUUUGUGUGAAAUAUAAUUAAAUAAUAGGCUUACAAUAAGUAUUGUAAUUAAUUGAUCCUUGCAUGUUUGCAUAUGCAGAGCUGCACAAAAGAUGUGAUAAAUUGUGUAUUAAUUCAGUGUGGAAUAACCCAGACAUUUCAUAUACUAUCAGUGCAUUUUGCUUUAUUAAGAAUGUUAUUAACCAAACUCCAACAACAUAACAGCACACCCUGAAGUGCAGUGAGGUCAUCCAUUUGAGCACAGUCAUCAUUAACUGGUGUUGCUUUGAAGUGAUGCUUGAGAGAGAGCGAGGAUAUUAUGUUCCAUUUGACUUGCUUCGGUUUCUCUCUCCUCAGAUCUCAUCCUUGCAUCUUUCCCUAAGGUGGGUGGAGCUAAGAUGUGAGAAAGGAAACGAGGAUGAAGAAAUGAGAAGCACCCAGAAACUCUCUAGGGGGUCCUGGGUCUGCUCCAGCAUCUUUGUCCAGUAAGAUGCAUGAUACUACUAUAGUGGGAGCUGACCAAGCACCCUUCCUUGUAAGGUGU
This is a messenger RNA of Ictalurus furcatus (blue catfish), 4498 nucleotides long. It is a transcript of the gene haus6, whose product is annotated as HAUS augmin-like complex, subunit 6. The record is from RefSeq and is a predicted model, not a curated record. Gene Ontology annotation, molecular function: microtubule binding. Lineage: Eukaryota; Metazoa; Chordata; Actinopteri; Siluriformes; Ictaluridae. The transcript has 16 exons. Gene Ontology annotation, cellular component: mitotic spindle microtubule; HAUS complex. Bases 698 to 3097 code for a protein of 799 amino acids. Gene Ontology annotation, biological process: spindle assembly.